CUGACAUUUCACCAACUCACCUGAUUUUACUCGGACAAAAAAAAAUCCUUAUUUUUCCACCUAAUCUAGUCACCUUUGACAAGACCAUAACGUGGCAAAUUUAACUGAAUUUCAAUCGAAUGUAGACAAAUUUUCGCGUGGAAAUUCCUGCAAUGCGAGUUUUCCCGAUUCUACGAAGUGUUUGGUGAAUUUUUCGUCCGCUGAAAUUCGCCAAUUCGUCGUUUGUUUUGCUGUGUAUUCGUGUUUUGGUUUUCCUCGAUCGAGUUGGCGCUGAUUCGUCGAUUGUUUUUCUACUGUUUUCCCGCAUACUUGGCGGAGCCUCCUCGAUUUUCCCGAUGGAUUAAUUCGCCGAUUUCUAAUCGAAUUUAAACGGCCGCCUGGGAUAUUUCGAUGGAUUCAAAUUCAAUGGUCGCACAGCCAACCCCCGGCCGACGACCCACCACCCACGCCCGUCGCCAUGACGCCGCCUGCUAGGCGGACGUCGCUAGGCGACGGCGUCGCCGCCCAUCCGUCGCUUAGCAACGCCGGCAGGUCGUUUAGCAAUGCGGCCGAAGCGACGCUCGACAACGACGGACGGGAACGUCGGCGCGCCGUCUACAGCUGGUCGGCGGGUUACGGGACGCUGAGGGAGGCGGCGGAAGAGGCGCCGCCGUCGGAAACGACGGCCGCGUGGCGUCGCGACGCCUGCGACGGUUUCGACGAAGACAAACCGGCCGACUAUGCCGCCCUCCUUCCCCAUCGUCCCGUUACCGCCCCCAAGCCGCUCAACGCCGCCCCUCGCGGCAAUAACAACGCCCGCGACCCGCCCCCCGCCACGCCGCGCCCCCAACGGAAGCGCCACGAACGAUUGUUCGCCCUGCCCACCAGCCUGAGGGCGUGGCUCGGCGGCAGGCGCGGCCAGGACGAAGACGAAGAGGGCGAAGAUCGGGAGGCGGGGCCUCGACAGCCGCUCGUCGGCGGCGCCAAAAGUAGGCGGAACGGCAUCGGGAGGGGAACGACGACGGGUAGGGCGGGAGGUAGGGGGAGGGAUAAAAGGGGGGCGGGCCAACACGGCGCCGUCCGGCCCGCCUCCAGUUUGGACGGUUUGAGGCGGUGCGAGACCGUUAUGACGUUGACCGGUUAUUUGAGACCCGCCUCGUCGGCGACGAGCCUGUCGCUCGUCCAGCCGUCGCCUAGCAACAACGGGGGCGGGGGGACGCGCCCGACGUUGGCUCCGCCCGCUACGAACGAGGUGACGCGCGUGCGCACUUGCUCGCGCUGCUCCAGCCUGCUGACGUUGGCUAGCGGUUCUCGAUAUUCGCUCGAUUCGGCGACGGGCGUCUUCGUCGCCGUGACGGCGGCGGCGGCGGCUCCGCCGGCGCUCUGCAAACUGUGCCUGCUGGAGGUGGGCGCGCACCAGGUGGUGAGGAUCGAAGAAUGCGCUUGCGCUUUUUGCAAGGAGUGCAUGAAAACCUACGUGGAAUUCGAGAUAGGCCAAGGCGCCUACGAUAUUAGCUGUCCGGACGCCCAAUGUCCCUCACAGGGCGUGCUGCGAUUGGACGAAAUCGAACGGUUGGCCGGUCGCGGAUUGCUCGAUAAACACAAACAAUACCGUUUCAACAGAGAAGUCGACCUGGACGCCACCAGAGCCUGGUGUCCGCGACCCGGCUGCGAGACCGUCUGCCAAUUGGGCGCCGGCGGAGGCGGCGCGGCCGCCCCUCGCCCCCCUAAGUCGCCGCCGUCGCCGCACCCCUUCCGUUGCCCCGCCUGCUCGCAAACGUUCUGCGCCGCCUGCAAGGGCGACUGGCACCCCGGCGCCGAGUGCGGCGCCGCCGACGCCGCCUCCCCCGCCCCGCCCGGCAUCCCAUUCGACUCGGAGACGAUCAAGUGCUGUCCCAUGUGCGGCGUGCCCAUCGAAAAGGACGAGGGAUGCGCCCAGAUGAUGUGCAAACGGUGCAAACACGUCUUUUGCUGGUACUGCCUCGCCAGCUUGGACGACGAUUUCCUCCUGCGACACUACGACAAAGGUCCGUGCAAGAACAAAUUGGGCCAUUCGAGGGCGUCGGUGAUCUGGCACCGCGCCCAGGUGAUCGGAAUUUUCGCCGGUUUCGGCGUCCUGUUGCUGGUGGCGUCGCCGCUCCUGUUGCUGGCCGCGCCGUGCAUAGUCUGUUGCAAGUGUAGAACGUGCGGCGCCGGAGUGGGCGCCGCCGCCGGCGUCGGUAAAUUGGACGAGGAGGAGGAAGAUGGGGGCGUUGCGGAGGUGGAGCUCGACAAUAAAGAGGCGGGACGAAGCGAGAAACGGGAGGGGCGCGACGGGAAGGAGGAGGAGCUCGUUGAGGAGGUGGGCGGAGUCGCGGGGGGCGGUGAAGAAGCGAAAGAGCGGGUAAUAGUAGAAGAAGAAAGCGCGGUUGUUGCUCGGGAAGUGCCUAAAGUGGAUAAAAUCGAUUGCGAUGAUGACAGUUCAUGAUAAACGGUUGCUAGGCGACUAAUGAUCGUUGCUAAGGGGAGGAGCGAAGGUUGAGUAUGAGAGAGUGGAAGUAAACGAAGUAUGAAAGAGAGAUGAGGAAAGAGAGGAGAUUUCGUGAUAUUGGGGGACGGAGGGAAGAAAUGAGGGGUAAGAGGAGGUUAAAAUGGCGGUUUAAAAGAUUAUUGUUCGCGCAAAAGUUUGUUUGUACAUAUAUGUUUGUAUAUGUAUGAGAACUAUGUAUAUAAUAUAAAAUAUAUGUAAAUGUAAGGAUUAUGCUAGGAUACUAGGACGCUCGAUUUCGGUUGUUUUCUUCUUUUUUUUUUGUUGUUGCUUCGUUUUUAAAGGAUUACAACAAUAUUUAAAUUUGAACGAUUCAAUAUUAAUUGAUUAAUAAUAAUAAAUAUACUGACAAAUAACUGUUGUUAAUAUUAUAUUUGAGAGAAUAAUUUAAUAGUAAUCAUUUAUUUUAUUAAGAUGGAGAAAUUGAUACGAAUAAAAUAAAUUAAAUAUACGAAUAAAUGAAAAUUGUGAAAAACAAACUGUGAUAGAAUUAUUACGUAUAAUUAUAAAAUAAUAAUAAUAAUGUUAAUAUUAUUAUUAUUAAAAAUAUAUAUUAUUAAAUAUUGUAUAAUGAAUUCUGUUAAUUAAUUAACUAACUAAUCUAAGAAGUUGAGAAAUUAUUUGUUUUUUAUUAAGGUGUAAAAAUAAAGAGUUUGUUGAAGGUUAUCGUUUUCCAUUUCGAUAAAAAAGAACAUUACUUAUCUAAUUAAUUCCAAUUAACAAUCUAGUACACCUUAUAUAAAAAUCUAUUACACUUGAAAAAUUCAGUGUCGUACAGUGUGACCAAUGUAACAACAAAAAAAUCACUAGGUUUUAGGGUCUAUUGGUACGACUGCUCGAGGCCCUUUCUCAACAAACUUGUGCAAAUAAAACAAGCAUUACGUUAAAAAUUAAAACGAAAAAAUCGCACGUAACACCAACAGAACAAUUAUUAAUCCGUACAAACGGGUAGAAAAAAUCGUAAGGCAAUUUGAUAUCCACGCUAGGCGGAUCGACGAUUUUCCUCGUCUUCUCCCCCGUCAAAUCGUAGAAACUCACCUGCGUUUCCAAUUCGACAUCCGCCAUUACAGAAUUAUCCGCUUUACUGUAACCCAACGAAACGUUAUAGUAAAUAAACGAGACAGUAACGGCCAAAAUCUUCCGCUGAUCCACCAACGUUCCCACAUCGAUCCUCGAAUGAAAAAUCCCAAUCCUCACGCCCUUUAUCAAAUUUCCGCAGGAUAUCGUCGAGUCUUUCGAACGAUACGCGCCUCGAGUACGAUCGCACGCGAUUCGAGGGGAUUCUUCGUAGAGAAUCCUCUCCCAAUCGUCCGAUUUCCCGGCGUUCGCGUUACCGAAUAGGCCUAUUACUAUCCCGUUAUCCAGCAAAUUCCAAAUUUCCAACGUGGCGUUUUGCAGUUCUCUGCACAUUUCCGUGGCGUUCGGGGAUUUUCUUCGAUUGUGUAUUAGCUUGCGGAAUCUACAGCGGGUUAGGAGGUUGAAACCGAAUUCGAUGGCGGUGUGAUGGGACGAGUUCAUUACGCAUUCGCCGUUUAUGUUACUGGGUAUCGACAGGUAAUUGGUAAUCGAUUUACCUAUCGUAGUGAAGUUAGUGCUGUUUCGCGUUAGAGUAGCGGUGAGUAUAGGUCUUCCGAUCAAGUAGCCGGGAUUUCCGCUCAAACUCGCGGUUGUCAUCGAGGCGUUUUUCCACGAAAACUUCACGUGGAAAUCUUGGGUGAUGGAUUCGCGCGAGAUAUUUCCGAGAUUAACCGAUAGCGAAACGUCGGUUAAACCUUUCGUGCCGUUGUGGUUGAAAUUGUAGCGUAAUCGGCGGACGGCGUUGAUGCAAACGGUCGAAUUGCACUGUACGCUCGUUCUGGUGUCGUUUUUGUGGAAAUCUUCGCACUUUUCCAGCGACCCGUCGCAAAUUUUUAUCGCCGGCGAUAAGCAAUCGUAUUUCGCGCACACCUGCAAUGAAAAUGCAUUUUAAAUACAUUUUUAACGCUAAAUAAUCCU
Molecule: messenger RNA, 4501 nt
Organism: Phyllotreta striolata
Lineage: Eukaryota; Metazoa; Arthropoda; Insecta; Coleoptera; Chrysomelidae
Source: the annotation of a GenBank genome assembly